UCAAUUUGUAACUUGUUGUAUUAGUCAUAUAUUCUACAAACAACUUUAUUUCACAAUAAAAUAAAAUUUUUAAUACAGGUUUUUCGUUUAAAUCACAUCAUUACUUCCUAUAACAAUGUCAUCCCGUAAAACAGCUGGACGUCGUGGGACCACAAAGAAGCGUGCUCAGAGAGCAACUUCUAAUGUUUUUGCCAUGUUUGACCAGGCCCAGAUUCAAGAGUUUAAAGAGGCCUUCAACAUGAUUGAUCAAAAUCGAGAUGGAUUCGUUGAUAAAGAGGAUUUACAUGACAUGUUGGCAUCCCUUGGUAAAAAUCCUACAGAAGAUUAUCUAGAAGGUAUGAUGAAUGAGGCCCCUGGGCCUAUCAACUUUACAAUGUUUUUAACAUUAUUUGGUGAACGGCUUCAAGGCACAGAUCCUGAGGAUGUUAUCAAAAAUGCUUUUGGUUGUUUUGAUGAGGAGAACAACGGUGUGAUUGCCGAGGAUCGCUUACGUGAGCUGCUCACUACUAUGGGCGACCGAUUCACCGAUGAUGAUGUCGACGAAAUGCUACGCGAAGCACCUAUCCGCGACGGACUCUUCGACUAUGUAGAGUUCACUCGCAUAUUGAAACACGGCGCCAAGGAUAAGGACGAACAGUAAGCGAUCGGUGCAGGCAGGUUGUAAGGAUGUGCAAUCAAUACUUAGGGUGAGGACAAGUCAGCAUUUCGAAUUUUGACCGUUUAGGCGUUAUUUAUCGGUAUUAAAAUAUUUGUACUAUAUUAUAAGAAAAAAAAACUGUACAGUGAAAAUUCGCUUGGGCUUGUCCUUUGAAAAUUUAUACUUUUUAACACUAAUGUGAAAUGAUGGUACGAUUAAGUUAGUAAGGCAUCUUUUGGUAUUUUAUUACAUUUAUGAUGACAUUAUAAUGACGAAUUUUUAUUUCUUAUAACUAAGUUUCAUAAUGGUACCAGUUCUUUUGAUUUGACAGCUACCAAAAGUGCCUUAUUAACCAGUCUCUAGUAUUGAAAACUGUGUCAUAAAUUACAUAAAGAAUCAACCUGUUCGUCAUAAGAUCUUGAUAUUUACUAUAAAUUGGUAGAAAUUGUAUAAGAAAUAGUUUUGUACCUAUCAAUCUCGAAAGAUACUGAGGGUGCUAAGUAAACCUAGUUCCACGCUGCAUUUUUUUUUUUUAUUAAUCAUAUGCAUUUGUCAAUUUAAUUUCGUGUUUUAAAAUAAUUGGUCAAUGUAGUUUAUUGAGUAUUCAUUGAAUUUAGCGUUCAACUCCUUUUAGUACAAGUAUGUGAUUGGCCGACAGUAUUUUAUGAUCAUUCCCUGAAUUAGAAGCAAGUAGUCUCUCUGUGUAAUUAUUUUAAAUGAAGUACUUAUUUUUUAAGUUUAAACGAAUCUAUUAUAACAAAGUAAUGAUUUAUUUAAAAUUAUGAAUUAUAUUGUGUUUUUUAAUCAUAAUAUAGGGCUUUGUUUGCAAUCAAUUAUUAUAUAAAGGAUGCAUUUGGGUGAUUUAUUGUGCUUUCCAUAUAUUGCACAUAUAAUAUUUGAAAAUUUCCUAUAAUUGGUUGCAAUGUUUUCAUACAUUUUUGUCGAUUGUUUGGACUAUAAUACUGUUCAAUAACUAUUGUAAUUCAUCAUAGUGUGUGUUAUUUAGUAAAUAAUAAUCAUGUAUGUAUUUAUAUUGUCAGACUGUACGUAUAUUAAAUUUGUACUUUAAA
Galleria mellonella (greater wax moth) is the source of this 1707-nucleotide messenger RNA. It is a transcript of the gene sqh, whose product is annotated as myosin regulatory light chain sqh. Gene Ontology annotation, molecular function: myosin heavy chain binding; calcium ion binding. Lineage: Eukaryota; Metazoa; Arthropoda; Insecta; Lepidoptera; Pyralidae. Gene Ontology annotation, biological process: post-embryonic development; locomotion. The record is from RefSeq and is a predicted model, not a curated record. The transcript is spliced from 4 exons. The coding region runs from base 116 to 640 and encodes 174 amino acids. Gene Ontology annotation, cellular component: myosin II complex; cytoplasm.